AACCGAAGCACCGAGUGCUCCGGCAGAAAAUAGUCCCUUCGGAAUGUGUAUCUUUCACACUCAAACAAUUGUUGUAUUAGACCAGGUUUAAUGUCUUCGACCGGGAACAAGUGUCUUGACCUAUCGGUUGCGUGAUUUUAUCAGCCACCGUAGCGAUUUCGAAUGUGUUGAAAUCCGCUGGACGAGAGAGGCUGCAUGUAAUCAAGUCCAACAAUAGGCAGCAGAGAAAGAGACGGAGGGGAAGGAGAGAAGGUACAGGAGGGGGAGGGUUGGCAUGUUCUGCUCCCGGGGCGGAAGGAGACGUUGCGCUCAGGCAGGAGAAUGAAUCGCAGCGCCACCGAGCCUGGAACCUCCGACGUAGUAGAAUGGAGCUGAGAAGAAUCACAGUUACAUUGUAGCCAGAAACAAACCCCUCCGACGUAGUAGAAUGGAACUGAGAAUAAUCACAGUUACAUUGUAGCCAGAAACAAACCCCCGAAUAUUGUUCCAAUAUAACAGUUCCGUCGGAGGAAUAGAAACACAGCGAUGCGGACCAGGCGCUGAACAGGAGCGGCCGGGGUGAGAACAAGGCAGAAAGAUGGGCGCCGUGCUACGGACUGUGUUGUUGUGUAGUUUUUCUUUACUAAUAAGAGGUGUACCCCUCCUGCUCUAUGCCAACAGACGGGACCUGCGGCUGGUGGAUGCGGCCCACGGCAGGGCCAACGCCACGGUGGUGGUGGGCGGUCUGGAGGACGCCGCCGCUGUGGACUACGUAUACGCUCAGGGUUUGGUCUACUGGAGUGACGUCAGCGAGGAGGCAAUCAAAUGCACCACCUUCAACCAAUCAGGGCCCGGCUCGGCGGCGGCCGCCCAGACGGUGGUUGUAUCGGGGCUGGCGUCCCCGGACGGCCUGGCCUGUGACUGGUUAGGCAGGAAGCUGUACUGGACAGACUCCGAGACCAAUCGGAUAGAGGUGGCCGAGCUGGAUGGAUCAUUACGGAGAGUUCUCUUCUGGCAGGACCUGGACCAGCCCCGAGCCAUCUCUCUGGACCCGGGGAGGGGGUACAUGUACUGGACGGACUGGGGCGAGGUUCCUAAGAUUGAGCGAGCGGGGAUGGACGGUACAAACAGAGCCAUGAUCAUUGACAAGGAGAUCUACUGGCCCAACGGUCUCACGCUGGACUACAGCCAGGAGAAACUGUACUGGGCUGACGCCAAGUUCAACUUCAUACAUCGCUCCAAUCUGGACGGCACUGGGAGGGAGGUGGUGGUUAAGGGAGACCUCCCUCACCCCUUCGCUCUGACGCUGUACGAGGAGACUCUCUUCUGGACCGACUGGAACACCCAUUCCAUCCACUCGUGUCAGAAAGAGACCGGGGAGGAUCGGAAGAAAGUCCACUCGGACAUCUUCUCUCCCAUGGAUAUACACGUCUACAGCCAGAAGAGACAGCCGCUACUGUCUUCACCAUGUUCCGUGAACAACGGAGGCUGUUCCCAGCUCUGUCUCCUGUCUCCUAUUACACCUCACUACCAGUGUGCCUGUCCCACCGGAGUCCAGCUGCUAGAGGACAGCAAGACCUGCAGAGACGGUCCCACACAGCUCCUCCUCCUGGCCCGGCGGACUGACCUGCGCCGUAUCUCCCUGGAUACUCCCGACUUCACCGACAUCAUCCUCCCGACGGACGACAUCCGCCACGCCAUCGCCAUCGACUAUGACCCGGUGGACGGACACAUCUAUUGGACGGACGACGACGUCCGGGCAAUCAGGAGGUCCUACCUGGACGGCUCUGACGCUCAGUUCAUCGUCACCUCACAGGUGAACCAUCCUGACGGCAUCGCUGUGGACUGGAUCGCCCGGAACCUGUACUGGACGGACACGGGAACGGACCGCAUCGAGGUGACACGCCUCAACGGAACCAUGAGGAAGAUCCUGAUAUCAGAGGACCUGGACGAGCCACGAGCCAUCGUACUGGAUCCUGUCGCUGGAUACAUGUACUGGACAGACUGGGGCGAGGUUCCUAAGAUUGAGCGUGCCGACCUGGACGGGACGGAGAGGCUAGUGAUGGUCAACACUUCCCUGGGCUGGCCCAAUGGUCUGGCGCUGGACUACACAGACCGGAUGAUCUACUGGGGCGACGCCAAGACGGACAAGAUAGAGGUGAUGUGUAUGGAUGGUUCAGGCAGGAGGAUCCUGGUAGAAGAUAAGCUACCUCACAUCUUUGGCUUCACUCUGCUGGGGGACUAUGUGUACUGGACAGACUGGCAGAGACGCAGCAUCGAGAGGGUUCACAAACACACCACGGAGAGAGAGUUCAUCAUAGACCAGCUACCAGACCUGAUGGGGCUCAAAGCUACAUAUGUACACCAGACCUUCGGUACCAACCUGUGCGCAGAGGCUAAUGGUGGGUGUAGCCACCUAUGCCUGUAUAAGCCGGUGGGCGUCCAGUGUGCCUGUCCCAUUGGUCUAGAGCUGAUAGCUGACCUGUCCACCUGCAUCGUACCAGAAGCCUUCCUCCUCUUCUCCCGACACACAGACAUCAGACGCAUCUCCUUGGAAACAAACAACAACAACGUGGCCAUCCCGCUGACCGGGGUUAAAGAGGCGUCUGCACUUGACUUUGACAUCACCGACAACCGUAUCUACUGGACAGAUAUCACAUUGAAG
Oncorhynchus tshawytscha (Chinook salmon) is the source of this 2644-nucleotide messenger RNA. Its product is annotated as low-density lipoprotein receptor-related protein 6. Gene Ontology annotation, biological process: receptor-mediated endocytosis involved in cholesterol transport; chemical synaptic transmission; canonical Wnt signaling pathway. The record is from RefSeq and is a predicted model, not a curated record. Gene Ontology annotation, molecular function: Wnt-protein binding; Wnt receptor activity. Lineage: Eukaryota; Metazoa; Chordata; Actinopteri; Salmoniformes; Salmonidae.